CAUUCUCAAAACAGCUGGCCUAGAAGAUCUCCUGUCCACACCUGAUGUGAGUGCCAACUUGACUCCUAUUCGCUAUCUCAUUGUUAGGCACAAAAAUCUGAACUCAAAAAGAAGGUAUGUAUCAUCUUGUGACUUUUCAAGAAUGAAGUACGCUAAUGUCCUACUCGCCCAAGCUAUCAGGUGCUAAUGCCACCCGACGUCCACCCAUCCAUCCAGCCCCAUGUCAAGUGCCACCAGGCUUUUUCGAUAGCGUGCAAGACAGUGGUCCUUCCUCCACUACACGCCGUCUCCAUCCUGACCCCUCUCUGCAUCGCCUCCGCAAUGCUUUUGCACUGUCCUGGGGAUCACGUCCACGUAUGCUCCUCGCUCGCAUUACCCAACGCUUCCAUCGCUCCAAAUCAAAUGCCGAUGAACAUGUCGAACUCCAGCAACGCACAGGACCUAGUACUUCCUCUCGCCCCAGUCCUCCUGUUGUCGAAGUUCCCGCACUAGAUGACAAGAAGGCACUAUAUGUUGCUCUGCCACCGGAACGAACUAGUGACAAGGUGAAACGCAUCGACACCUCCAAAUGGUGGGUUCGUGUGGUGUUGUUUCUCUGCUGCGUGCCUUCCAGUACCGACCACAGUCCUCAUACCGACGGCGCUCAACAUCAUCCCAGCACAUAGACGAGUGUUUUCAUCUUAGCAUCCUAGUUCUUUUAUAUUUCUGACCAUCAUAUCGAUAACAUGUAUUUGCGCUUCCUUCUUAGGAUAGCAUGAUUCUCAACAUGAGCUCAGCCAUGGCACCAGAAGGUCCUCAAAACUGUCAUCCAUAAGUACUCGGUACUAAGUACAUAAAUAUGUGGGCUGGAGUCAAGACGCGAACUCUUGGAACUUACGUGACUCCUGGUGCCGACGACGGUUAUCGCAGCACACGAGCAUUUACUUUACUUUUGUUACGGUU
Molecule: messenger RNA, 942 nt
Organism: Suillus plorans
Lineage: Eukaryota; Fungi; Basidiomycota; Agaricomycetes; Boletales; Suillaceae
Exons: 5
Coding region: 156-665 (169 amino acids)
Source: RefSeq, a predicted model, not a curated record